Molecule: messenger RNA, 4046 nt
Organism: Mya arenaria
Lineage: Eukaryota; Metazoa; Mollusca; Bivalvia; Myida; Myidae
Product: actin-related protein 3
Exons: 11
Coding region: 115-1371 (418 amino acids)
Biological process (GO): Arp2/3 complex-mediated actin nucleation
Cellular component (GO): actin cortical patch; Arp2/3 protein complex
Molecular function (GO): actin filament binding
Source: RefSeq, a predicted model, not a curated record
UGAACCCAUCCAAAACCUCCCAUGCGCCAUCUUGCAAACUCGCCGAUGAGUAGUUCAUUUCCUGGUUGAAAGUUGAGGAAGUUUACACUUACUGGAAGACAAAUUGACUGAGCGAUGGCUGGGAGAUUACCAGCUGUUGUCAUUGACAAUGGAACGGGUUACACUAAGAUGGGCUAUGCCGGAAACACUGAGCCCCAGUUUAUCAUACCAUCAGCAAUUGCAGUGAAGGAAUCAGCAACUGUCGGGGACAAAUCCGUUCGGAGGCUCGGGAAGGGGGUUGAGGACCUGGAUUUCUUCAUCGGGGAUGAGGCCCUGAAUGCUACCUCAUACAGUGUCAAGUGGCCAAUCCGUCAUGGUAUCGUUGACGAUUGGGACCUUAUGGAGAGAUUCUGGGAGCAGGCCAUCUUCAAAUACCUCCGAUCAGAGCCGGAAGAUCACUAUUUCCUUCUGACCGAACCACCACUAAACACGCCUGAAAACCGAGAAUACACUGCAGAGAUCAUGUUUGAGACUUUCAAUGUUCCAGGUCUAUAUAUUGCUGUACAGGCUGUAUUAGCAUUGGCAGCUUCAUGGACAUCAAGACAAGUAGGGGACAGAACUCUGACAGGAACUGUGAUAGACUCUGGAGAUGGAGUUACCCAUGUCAUUCCUGUGGCUGAAGGCUAUGUGAUAGGCAGCUGUAUAAAACAUAUCCCGAUUGCUGGCCGCGACAUCACAUACUUCAUUCAGCAGCUGCUGCGAGAACGAGAGGUUGGCAUUCCACCAGAACAAUCCCUCGAGACUGCUAAGGCUAUAAAGGAGCGGUUUAGCUAUGUAUGUCCAGACAUUGCAAAGGAGUUCGCCAAGUAUGACCAAGAGCCCACCAAGUGGAUGAAGAAAUACCAGGGAGAAAACGCCAUCUCAAAAAAGAAGUUUGAUGUAGAUGUGGGAUAUGAGAGGUUCCUUGGACCCGAGAUAUUCUUUCACCCUGAGUUUUCCAACCCAGACUUCACCACGCCUAUAUCAGAGGUGGUUGACACAGUCAUUCAGCAGAGCCCCAUCGACGUACGCAGAGGCCUUUAUAAGAACAUUGUGUUAUCCGGCGGGUCGACAAUGUUUAAAGACUUUGGUCGCAAACUGCAGCGAGAUGUGAAGAGAGUGGUAGACACUAGGCUGAAAUACAGCGAAGACCUCAGUCAGGGCAGAAUCAAGCCGAAGCCUAUAGAUGUUCAGGUGAUUACCCACCAUAUGCAGAGAUAUGCUGUGUGGUUUGGUGGAUCCAUGCUAGCCUCUACUCCUGAAUUUUACCAAGUGUGCCACACCAAGGCGGACUAUGAUGAACAUGGUCCCAGUAUAUGUCGUCACAACCCGGUGUUUGGUACAAUGUCCUAGGAGCUUCCCCAUCCAUAGACCUACCAUGUCGAAAAACAUUUCAUCUCCAACAAGUGCUUGCGUGAAAGGGGGAAUCGGAAUUUUGUUAUAAGUUACAAAUAUUAAAGUGAUGUGCAUGUAAAAUGUAAAUGAAUGUAUGGCAAUGUUUCAGAUAGAAGUUGCCAUUAUUUUUAUAAUGCCUAAGGGAAGUACGUAUGAUAUUAGUUGAAAUGAACAUUUAAAAACAAAGUAGUACAUAACAAUUAUAUUGUGUGUCUGCAUACUGUGUGAUCUUUUUAAAAGCUUUUAUUAUUUUGUUACCAGUAUUUUGCAGUCUAAAACAAAUAAAUUGAAAACCGGUGGACUGCCAUUCCAUAGCAUAUAGAUUUUCAGUGUUUACGUACAAAUACAUUUCAGCGUUGGCAUUACUAAAAUAAAUGCAAUGAAAGUGUUAAACCUCCAUGCUGAUUUUAAAGGUGUAAAAGAGUCUAUGCAUAUUUAUGUUAUUUACAUGUACAUGUUUUUUUUAUGUUAAUUGUCUUUGAGAAGUUAUUGCUUUCGAUAGUUGUCUUAUACCAGACAUGUUUUGAAUGCAAUAUAUGUCUGAUUAUUAUUUACAUACAUAACAAAUGGGUAAUGUAUAUUAUAUACAAUGAUUUAAAACAUUUCAAUGAACUAUCAUUGUUUUUUAUUCUAUCAAAUCAAUCAUGUAAGAAUUACAAAACGUUCAUGCAGUUGUUCAUGUUAGCUUUUUUAAUGCUUUGAUGAAAGAUUUUCAAUUCAUUUGCUGUUUACAUUUUUUAUAGUUUGCAAAUCUUUAAUGCUAGUCUAAAAAUGUCAGAUAAUUUUUAUAUGGGAAUACACAUUUGAAAUCAGAUUAAUUGUAAAGGGUAGUGUUUAAUGAAUGAAAAGAUAGAAUAUCAGCCUGCUGUAAUAAUAAUCAUAAUAAUAGGAUGCAAUUUAUAAUUCAGGGGUUCUAAAGUUCAGCAUUAAGAACUGGGGAUUAAGACCUUUUCUGACUAUUGUACAGUUGUAUAGACUGUUAUUGCUAAGACAUUUGCCUUAGAAACUGAAGGAAUUACCUUAAAAUGAAUAUAAAUGACUUUUGAAACAAUUUGAAAAGGGGUCCAAGCCUCUUAACCUGCUUUUGGGCAUGAAUCCCCCAUACUCAAACAGACUCCAGGCUAUUUUUUCAGUAUUCAAAAUUACCAGCUGUUAGAACCCUUGAAAUUGCAUUGUAUCUGGGAAAUGAUCAAAAUACAUGUAUUUACUUGUAACAUUACAAUCAUGAACAUAAUUAUGCCCCCACAAAGUGGUGGCAUAUAGGGUUGCCCUUGUCCGUACGUACGUCUGUCUGUCUGUACGUACGUACGUACGUACGUCCCGAAGAUUGUUUCCGAUCUAAUUCUUGAAAACCGUUUGUCCAAUCCUCACCAAACUUUAAACACAUGUUUGUGACCAUAAUAUCUUGAUCAAGUUCGAUAGUCAUGGAAAUCGCUUUAGUCAUUUAGGAGUUACGGCCCUUUUUUGCCAAAAAUACUUCAAAAAUAUAUGUUUCCAAUCUAAUUCUUGAAAAGUAUGUGUCCAAUCCUCACCAAACCUAACAUACAUGAUUGUGACCAUAAUAUCUUGAUCAAGUUCGAUAGCCAUGGAAAUCGCUUUUGUCAUUUAGGAGUUACGGCCCUUUAUUUGCAAAAAAAGACUUGAAAAAUACGUCCCGAAGAUUGUUUCCGAUCUAAUUCUUGAAAACUGUUUGUCCAAUCCUCACCAAACUUUAAACACAUGUUUGUGACCAUAAUAUCUUGAUCAAGUUCGAUAGUCAUGGAAAUCGCUUUAGUCAUUUAGGAGUUACGGCCCUUUUUUGCCAAAAAUACUUCAAAAAUCAUUAUGGCUUAUUUUCUGUGACAAAAAACCGAAGUGGGGGCAUCCGUGUCCUAUGGACACAUUUCUAGUUUUCUACUUUAAUUGUUAUAACUUGGCACAGGUGAGCAAGUUUGUAACUUCUUUGAACAAAGUAGUCUGUGAUGAUAAAGUCCUGAUAUUAAAAAUAUUUAAAAAAAGAGAUGUCAUUUUGAUUCUAAAGAUAGACUUACAUUUGUGGAAUUGAAUUUGCAAGAAUCAUUUUGUAACUUCCGUAAUAAAGAAACAAUUAUUUUAAUUGAUAAAAUUAAUGUAAACAAUAUACGCAGUAAGCAAGGGUUUAAUAACUUAAUAUGCCUAUAUCAUCCUGUUCAUGAAGCAUUACCAUGAAACAUAUCUUAUUGUUGAUGUUCACCAUGCCCCCAUUCUGCUUUUUAUUCUAUAUUAUCUUUAUACCCCCUUGUAAAACUGAUUGGGUCUUUUGUGAUGAUAAUUUACAGGGAGAAUGUUAAUCACUUGUGUUACACUUUUUGUAACUAUUUCAAUAAACCCCAGGUAUAUACUAGUAAGUGGGGUAACAAUUCAGCUAACUUUAUUUUUGUCUCUUUAAGUGCUGGCUACACUUAGUGUAUGUUUAUGUACAAACUUAGCUGUGUACAAAGAGUGAACAAAUAUGUUGAUUGUCUGCGUACAAUUUGUCAAUGUGGACGUUGAAAGUGUAAUGAUUUUUUUUUCUUCUGUAUGCUAUGUACUUUGUAUACUUCAUGUCAAGAAAAUCCUCUAAUAUAUCAACUAUCUUCAUAAUGUGGAGGUGAUUAAAUCUUACAUAUAAUAUA